Molecule: messenger RNA, 1048 nt
Organism: Numida meleagris (helmeted guineafowl)
Lineage: Eukaryota; Metazoa; Chordata; Aves; Galliformes; Numididae
Product: dual oxidase maturation factor 1-like
Exons: 6
Coding region: 1-969 (322 amino acids)
Biological process (GO): protein transport
Cellular component (GO): endoplasmic reticulum membrane
Source: RefSeq, a predicted model, not a curated record
AUGACUCUCUUUGAUGGCAUCUACCCCUUCUACCUGCAGCAGAGGAAGAGCUUUGUGUUCGAUGUCAGUACCAUCAUUGUGGUUAUCGUCUUCCUGACGCUGGCUUCCACCUUCCUGCUCAUCAUCCCAGGCAUCCGUGGACGGGUGAGGCUGUACUGGAUGGUCCGUGUUCUCUUCAGCCUGAUGGUGGGAGUGGUGAUUGUUGUUGUCCAGUUUACAGGGGACUGGGAGAGCGGCUGGGUGACAGCAAACACCUCCUACAAGUCCUUCAGCCGAGCUGUGGUGAAUGCGGACAUCGGGCUGCACGUCAGCCUGGCGGGGGUGAAUGUCACGCUGGUGGGAAACCCAGUGAAUCAGGUCAAUGAGACCAUCAACUACAACGAACACUUUGCCUGGAGCUUUGAUGCAGACUACGACCACAGCUAUAGCGAAGGCCUGGAGAAGGGGCUGCCCAGCCCCAUCCUCUACGUGGCGGAGAAGUUCACCACACAAAGCCCCUGCAACGUGCACAGGCAGUACCGCAUCUCCAGCCACUAUGCAUCAGCCAGUCUCUGGGUGGCCUUUUGCACUUGGCUCCUCUCCAACAUGCUCUUCUCCAUGCCUGUCCUAGUCUAUGGAGGCUACAUGAUCCUGGUCACAGGGGCCUUCAUGAUCUUCUCAUUGCUCUCCUUCUCCACUGUGAGGAACUCUCUGAUAUGCCCAAUCCAGUUUGGGACCACAUCCCUGCGCGUAGGCUAUGGGGGAUCUUUCUGGCUCACUCUAGCAGUUGGCUUGCUCUGUUUUGUGGCUGGGAUCACUGUUGUUGCACUGCACUACUGCAACUCUGACCUACUGAAAACUUUCUUUGAUCUCCAUGAGGACAAAGCAGAGGAUUACCAAGAGAUGACUGAAGUGUACGUCAACCUUCAGUUCAUGAACAGUACACUGUCUCCUCCUCAACCCUCCAAACUUACCCCUAAUGACAUCUAGAAGAAAAUUUUUCCUAUUCCUUACCUGAAGGCGGGCCUAAGAGUGCAGAGCAUGAACCUUUCUUGAUGUCUCCGGAGAC